Molecule: messenger RNA, 1065 nt
Organism: Desarmillaria tabescens
Lineage: Eukaryota; Fungi; Basidiomycota; Agaricomycetes; Agaricales; Physalacriaceae
Exons: 3
Coding region: 237-1001 (254 amino acids)
Source: RefSeq, a predicted model, not a curated record
UAGCUCAUAUAGUUGCGGUAGAAAAUGUAGAAAAUACCUAGAGUAGUAGAAAUAUCAUGGCGUCGAAUGCUGCUUUCAGUUGUCAACGCGUCGCGUCGCGUGCAAUGGACAUGUGAUCCCUGUGACGCGAAUUGCAGUGGCUGAGGUGGCUGAGCUUCCAAGGUCCUUGUUUCUCAACUAGCUGUAUGACAUAACUCUGCGUUUUUCUCGCUCCGACGCAAGCCUUUGUAACCAAAAUGGUUCAAAUGGAGGUCGAUAUGUUUUCGCCGGCCAGCGCCUUUCACUCCAUGUCCAAGUUCAAUACGUCCUCCAAGCGACCCCGUCCCACCGAGGAAGACAGCCCUUCCAGUCGUCCUGUCAAGCGCCUGACUCCUGCUUUGGGAGAUGGGCUACCUUCACCACUAUUUACGAAUUCACUCCCCUCGAGUGGCAGCAGUAGUCGGCACCCCUCUGAGGAUUGGGUACAACAGACAGGCGGCUUGAGCAUCGGAACACCGAAAGAAUAUGUACCAGAUUCGGAGAGUAACUCAGAUACCAUGGACUUGGAUGAUGUCGAUGAGCCUUCUACUUUGGCCUAUGGUCCAGGAAGACCUGUACUAUUACCUCUGCAAACGACGUUUCCCAGUACGUCUCAUACGCGCGACACCUUCGCAGCGCAUCGUCAGUCACCUCGGAAUUUAUCACCGUCGUUCACUGAUGCAAACGCAUCACGACCACUCGCAAACCAUGCUCAGGGCUCCUUUCUAUCUCGUCUCCCUUCAAUCGAUGUCACGCCACCUACCCCCGAGACAAUAAGAGUCGAAGGCGGUAUUGUUAAUGUGACAAGGCCUCGCACGCCAGUCUCAGACAGUCUUACGCCUAUGAAUAUCUCCAUGGAAUCCGGAGGACUGAGAUCAAGUACUCUGUCUCCCACCAAAAGGCAGCGCGUCACUAUGGGACCCCGCUCAGAUUGUGAAAAAUGUCGACUCGGUGUGAAGGGACAUUGGAUGCAUGUUGAUUAGGAAGCGGUUAUGAAGAUAUGUGCCAUUGCAUUAAUCCUUGUAUAUUUCUCUGCCUACCGUAUGG